Molecule: messenger RNA, 591 nt
Organism: Hyaloperonospora brassicae
Lineage: Eukaryota; Oomycota; Peronosporomycetes; Peronosporales; Peronosporaceae
Source: the annotation of a GenBank genome assembly
AUGCCGCCGCUCCUUCGACUGUAUCCCAUCUUCUUGGCUUGCAGCGCUCUGGUCGGACUCAGCUUGUGCCUCUGGUGCGACGCCACUGAACUCGCGAGCCGCCAACAGCACAACGACAGGUCGCUCAAGUACCUGCUCAACAGCGUCCCACCGACGCUGGCGGCUCUGCUCUUGCUAUACUACGCCUGCACGUUCGCACGGCCCUCCAGUGUGUAUGUCCAUCGCAUGAUACUGCACUCCUGUCUCCACCAGAGCGUGGCCAGUCUCAUGCUCGCGUCGCUCGUGUUCUCGGCCUGUCAAGCGUCUCUCAGCUUGUGCUGCACGUUGCCAGCCUUGUGCCCCGUGGACCCAACAGCCCAUCAGCUUCAUCGGAUCGUGGCGUGUCCAGCGUCCGUUGCGCACAUUCCACAUUACAACCUGUGCAUGCGGAUGAUCCAUAGCAGUGCCACAGUCACGACGCUGUUGGCGUUGUCCACUAUUGCAGCUGCCCAAUCCGUCAACGACCUCAAAGCACGAGAGCGUCACGCCACAUUGCUCACGUUUGCCCGGCAGGAACCAGUGCACGAAGCUUCAGCUGCUGUCGAGUUGUAG